AUGGUUCCUCCUACACCAUCACCCAUUAAUGUUGUUUUUCCUCAUCAGGGUGACCAAGGAGAAGCCAACUCCAAAUUUAAAACGGUUGUGCUUUCCCAAUUCUCCUUAUUUGUGCAGUUAAAUCAGUCAAUAAAUAAAAGAUUGACUAAAGUUGAAAUGAAUGUGGCCACAAUGAAGAAACUUAUGGCCUUGGAUGGUGAAGAAGAUGAUGAUAAUAUGGUUGUUGAUGACACUCCACCAAACUCUCCAGGUGAUAACACUCCUCCACCUCCUCCUCUAUCACAUCCUCCUCCAAAACCUCCUUCACUUACUCCUAUAUCCCCUCCCCAAUUUGAUGCUUCCAAAAGGGGAGAAUUAUCAAGAGGGUCCUCAACCAAUGCAAAUGCUGGUGAUACUUCAUCCCUUCCUCACAAGAAAAUCAAGCUCACUUUUGAUCUGCGUGAGUUAUCAGAAACAUGGAGCUUACAUAUCGAUGAAGUUAAACAGAUAAUGGAGGAAUGCAAUGUUGAUAUUCGACAGAAGAAAGAAGUCAGAAAACAAGAACACUUGUCUGCCAAACUUGUUCAAGAACUUGUUUCCGCUGACAAAUAUGUUGAAGUUCAAAGAACUGAUGAUCAGAGCCAGAGCACGGGAUCUUCUAUCUCGACAGUCAAAAUCAGAGGUGCUUUUCAACACACUGAUGACCUUCCUUCUGCUCCCACUGAGCACUUGUUUCAUCUUCGCUUGGAAGGGCUAGGUCACUAUGAGUUGGAAAGAGGAUGUCACGUGCUGAUAUCACUAGAGCUGCAUAGAAGACUAGAUGAGCUGAAACUUGUUCAAUUCAAAUCAGUAAAGCCUGAAAUUUUAAAUUUUUUUGACAAGUUAUACAAUGGCUCUUCGGAUGAAUCUGAAGACGAAGAAGAUUAG
Molecule: messenger RNA, 906 nt
Organism: Lactuca saligna
Lineage: Eukaryota; Viridiplantae; Streptophyta; Magnoliopsida; Asterales; Asteraceae
Source: the annotation of a GenBank genome assembly